Molecule: messenger RNA, 6616 nt
Organism: Anneissia japonica
Lineage: Eukaryota; Metazoa; Echinodermata; Crinoidea; Comatulida; Comatulidae
Product: BTB/POZ domain-containing protein 7-like
Exons: 8
Coding region: 372-2858 (828 amino acids)
Biological process (GO): morphogenesis of a branching epithelium
Molecular function (GO): protein binding
Source: RefSeq, a predicted model, not a curated record
UAGCGGUGUACUUGUUGUCAAAGAUUCGUCAGUUCUAUCCUCUACGCAGAUUUUGAUAAAACUGAUCAAUCCGCAAUUUGAAAAAAAAGAAAAUUCAAGGAAAUUGACACCAUAUGCAGAAAGCUACCAAUGCUUGACUCCAGAUGAUUAAUUUGUAAACAAGUUUAUGUUAGUAGUCUGACGUAAACUACUAGUACAGAGGUAGAUUUUGUGAGGAAAAAAAAAGGUUGUGUACUUAUUUCAGUCUACUUGCCUGACAUUUUUGCUGAUUGUCUUAUCAAUAUGAAUAUUUGUUUUAUUUACACAUCAUUAUGUAAGUUUGCAAGUAGGAUGUAUUUUUUCUAUCUUUGAAUUCCAUCCGAAGUUCUGUGAUGGGGAACAAUAUGACUGCCUUACCUGGUGAAGGUCGAGAGAAGUCCAAGCACAGGUCAGUGAACUUUGACAUGGGUGUAAAUGUCGACCGUGAACAAAGUGCAACCUUGUUUCCUAGGGAUUGUUCUGUGCGCGGGGAUGAGGUCCUUGAACCAAGGCAUGCCACUAUGCCAGUGAAAGUUGAGAAGGAAAAGAAAAAGAAAACACCAAGUUUAUCAACAAUAAAGAAAAAGCUUGUCGGGAAAAAACGGCACUCAAAAUCGCUUGACUAUGCACGUGCUAUCAAAGACGUGUUAUCCUCUUGGAACAUACGGGACGUUAAAGCUCUUGUAGAUGAGUAUGAAUCACUAGCAAUUUUGAAACAAAUGUCAAUCCAGACAACACUUGCUAGGCCAAAGACACUCCCUCUGAGUCAGAAUUUAGCUCGUCUCUACGAUUGUCAGCACUGUGCUGAUGUGGAUUUGGUAUUCCUUGGGACCGUGUUUCCAGUUCACAGAGCAAUUUUAUCGGUACGGUGUCGUUAUUUUCGGGACGUUUUUAGCAAAUAUCCAGAAUACUGUAGCAGCAUUCCAAUUAAACAGUUACCCGGUGUCAGCGUCACCAUGUUCUCGGUUUUAUUGAAGUAUUUGUAUACGGGAGAAAUUGACACCCACAAUCCACGAUUAGAAAACCUUGAUGUGUUAAUUCAACUAGGAGAUAAAUUUGGUACACCUAAUAUUUUAGAGCAAGAUCUUAAGUACUUACUAGACACUGGUGAAUUCGCAGAUGCUGUUGUCGUAUUUGCAUCAGAUUCCCACUCCAAACAAAGUGAACGAAACAUGCCCAUUUGUCCCAGUAGAUCCACCAGAAACACAUUCCUAUGUCACAAGGCGAUCUUAUCCGCAAGGUCACCAUUCUUUCGCAACCUGUUGCAACGAAAACAGCGGGAAUCGGAGGAGAGGAGAGAAAACGAACUACCGAAAAAGACGAAGAUAGUACUCGAUGCUAAUGUGAUACCAAAAAAAUAUGCCCAUGUAUUGCUAAAUGCAAUCUAUUUAGACACAUUGGACUUGUCAUUGAUAAAAGAUGACUACCUUGAGAGUAGCAGUCUAGGUGAGGCCCAAGCUAUGGUUCUAGGGAGAAAACCAAUUUCACGAAUUGAUCAAGCCAUGGAGUGUUAUCAAAUUGCACAGUUCCUGGACAUGACAUCUAUGGCACAAGCUUGUGAAGAUGUGAUCGCAGAGAGUAUAAAUACGGAGAAUAUAAUUGCUAUUCUGAGUUGGAGCUCUCUGCCACACGGCUCAAGUUGGGUCCAUCGUCAGGCCAUGCAUUACCUGAAGGAAGAGUUUCUGGCUGUCAUGGCUUCUCCGACGCUGUGUGACAUUACGAAGGGAGACUUACUAACAGCACUCAAGUCUGACUUCCUACAGGCAAGUGAGCUUGAGGUACUCAAAGCUGUGGUCAAAUGGGGAGAACAGCAACUUGUCAAGAAGAUGGAAGAACGAGAGCCAAAUGUUGUUAGCAACACUCAGCACAGCUUAAGUCGCAAAGGUAUUAAACGGCGUGACUUGGACAAUAUGGAACUGCGGGAAAUUCUCAGUGACAUUAUACCAUACGUACGAGUGCAGCACAUCAUUCCACGUAAUCAUGAUAUUCUAAACAGUGCCAUCAAGCGAGGAUUGAUCCCAAUGCUUCCGUCACAUAUGGUUGACGGGGAAGAAGCAUCAUCGGUGAACUACUGGGUGAAAGGUAAAUCAAGACGCCGGUAUCCGAGACCUCGGCUGUUCAGUCCGUACAUGGAAGAGGCAAAGGCCAUGCUGGAAGAACAGAUGGCAGCAGAAAUGGAGCUGGUUCGUCUACGUAUGAUUCGCAUGUCACAUGUCCCAGAUACGCUAUACAUGUUAGAUGAUACUAAGUACUCAGCUAGCCAGCGAGGGCAGUGCUCAUCCUACCCACCAGCAAUUGCUGCGAGUAACUUACCAGUACCUGAUGAUUCCACGAUAGCUGCAAUGUUACAACGAGAAAAAGAACUGCGACGGUGCAACCUCACCCAGCGAGCAUAUGCUCUUGUACAUACAGACAGCGCAGCUGUUUCCCGGGAGAUUCAUACCAGGGUAGUCCGCGAGUUUGGACUGCCCGAUGAAGCAGUUGAGAUUUUCCAUAGCGUACCGGAGCAUUAUGGGGAAGAUCAAAGUGGAGAGGCCGAGGAUGAUAUGUUUGGAAGAGUUUGGGAUGUUCAGCAUGAUAUGCAAGAUGGUACUGUUAGUGCUACGCCGGACCCACCCGAGGUUGCAGCUGCGGCCCAGGUUGUACCCAUGCUUAGUGACAUCAUGCCAGAUAUAGCAAUCCCAUCCAGUCCUGACAUCACCAUAGCAACAGCACCAUCUGUCAAUCAAAUGCUGCUGCAAGAACCAGAACUGGGUGAUGGACACUUCUCACGUAGGAAAAAGCUGAGUAACAAGCCAGCCCACAGUAGACGUGAUACUAAUGCAUGUACCGAUGUGUAACUUGUGUGUGUAACAAAUCAAUUUUAACCUAAAUUGUACUUGCCUUCAUUAUGUUCAAGAAGAAAGGGGUUUAGUGAAUAUUUUAAUGGAAAAAAAAUUUGUAUUUCUUGUAUAUAGUGUGUUUAUUAUCACCUAUUGUGCUAUGAUUUUGCCCUCCUUCAGUGUUACAAGCUAAACCUAUUGCUGUUUUUUCUCCUUCAGAGACCUCCAGUCAAAAUUGAAGGUGCAGAUAAACAAAUUUAUUUUAUUCUCUUCAAUGAAAAUAACAAUAGUGUAACUUUAAAAUUGUUGACAUGUUCUGAGUUUUGCUUUCAGUAGAAAGAUGAGGUUCUCUAAUGAAAGCAGUAAUUUAAUCAGAAAGCAAAACUGCUAAUAAAUGAUGUGUGACUAGCUCAUUGGUGGGAAAAUGAAAGUGGGUAUCAUUUAUUCUGGGAAAAAGUAUGGAAGGCCUGUAAAUUUUGGCUCAAACCCUCCCAUUUUGUUUGUGGACUAUAAUAUGGAUUUAUAGAGCUAUGGUAUUUUCUGGUAUUUUAAUUUACCAUACUGUUCUUAUACGCAACAAAUGUCUAAAUUAAGUCUAAAUGCAAGUGGGGGGAAACAGUGUACUGUUACCUUGACUUUAUUAACAACCUUUGAAAAGUGUUUUUUUCCUCAAACAAUUAUUUUAUUUGUAAAAUAUUCAAUUUAUAUACAAAACAUAUCAGUGAUUGUAAGUGCUGUGUGUAAAGUGUCAAUGAAUUAGAGCAGCCAAAUUAUUUUAAAAAAUUCUAUUGUAAUUAUAAUAUUUUCACAAUAGCAUUGAGGUUCAGGGAAUCAUUGUAUUGUUACAGAUUGCAUUACUAAAUCCUUUAACACAUCAGCUCAAUACAUGAACACUAUAGAGCAAUGGCUGAUGUAUUGCUUCUAAUAUAUUCAGUAUAUAACAUAGUUAUACUACAUAUUUUCUUAUGGCAUUGGGUGGAUUGCUAAAAGCAGUCUUGAUUGUUAAGUUUAUUGGGUCAAUUCGAUACCUUCAAAACAUAAUACAAACAAGAUCAUUACAUUCAAUUACAAAGAAAAGAAAACAAUACAGGGUCGGAUAUUGUACAUGAAAUGUCAGGAUUACCCUACUGAUGGUCAUUUGGUUUCCAGUAGGCUGAAUAUUGAUUAUAGUCCAUUGUUAUACCACAGUCAAUUGUUUACCUACCUAUAGUUCUGAGCGUGCUCAGACGAGGCGCAGGCGAUCAGCGUGGCUUUCAUCAUGGACACAAACUUGAAAAUGCAUAUAAAAUGUAAAUUUUCCUUUCAGACAAACCCUGCACUUCAAAAUGCAUGCCCAUAGAAUGUUUUUUUUUUGCUGGAGAUAAGGUUGGACAACAUUGUGGAUUUUCUUUUUUACUGACAAUCUUGCAUGUGAAUUUAUGAUAAAAAUGCUUGCAGGGGUCUUUAGUCUCCCAGAACUACCGGGAGUCUCCCGCAAAUCGGUAUUGUCUCCCGAACUCCCGCAAACAGCAAAAAUCUCCUGCAAAUUCACUUAUCUCUCGCAAAUUCGGUAAAAAAAAAAAAUCUUUUUGUGAUAUUUAGGCCUAAACUUUGGUUGCUGAUUAUUUUUUGCAGUCUGACAGUGCCAUUUCCGGGCUUCUAAAGGUGCCUAUUCUAAAAAAAAAUGUCAUCACCUCAUGGUGGGCCUUAGGUGUGCGUGGCCCUUUGUUUGGUACCUACACUUUUUCCUCAUAGAAUAUAUAGCGCCCCUAAUGUCAUUAAACGAAUCUCUCGGAAAUGGGUUCUUUCAACUUGGGACCCAUGUGCUUGUGAAGCAUUAAAAUGCACGGUUGCUUUUCAAUACUCAGUAAGGUCAUAGCAAUGGUUUUUACAUUGAUACAUAAGGAAAGUUAUGAACUCUGAACUCCCCUUUAAUCAGUAUAAAAGCAGGGGAAAAUGCAUUUAAUGCAUUUUUUAAUAAUAUAAUACACUUUUAUUAAAAAAUAGAAAGAAAAGAAAUAACAUGUUUCCUUUGCUGAAAUGUAAUUAUUUAGUACUAUGUAUUUUUGAACUUGGUAUGUGUGUGUUUGUUUUUUAACAUGUUUCAUCUAUUUUUGUAAAUGUUUCCCCAUUCUAACUUGUAGAUAUGCUGCUAAAAUAUGACCUUGGUGUAAGUAUCUUGUAACUGAAAGUAAAGAACUUAUUUUAAUGCAUUUCUAUGGUAGUUUUUUUUUUGUAAGGGAAUAUAGAUUUAAAUAUAUCCAGUGGUUUGUAGAAAUUCAACAUUGGGUAAAUAUUUGUUUUAAUUGUACAUUUAUAUCGUCAUUAGUGAAUAAUUAAUUUAGAAUAUGCCUAUUUAUAUUUUCAACACAUCUAAUUGAUAGUAAUUGUCAUAAACAUUUAUAAACUUAACAGUUUUAUGUACUACUGUUAAGUGUGUGCUAUGAGUGCUCUCUUGGAUUAAGAAUUAGCGCACUGCUUAUUGUUGUUAGGGAGCUUUUGAUUGCACGACGACGGUAGGACGUAGAAUGUAGUGACGUCACUCAGAAGUCAUCAGUUCUCGUCGCCUGGAUUGUAUGACACAAUUUGGCCAAAUCUAUGUUGUGCAGCGAAUGUAGUGCGGUCACGCAUGAGUGAUUCAGUUCUAGCGUUGUGGCGUCGCGCAAAUCAAAAGAUCGCUAUUGUUAUUCAUGAGUUACAGUUGUCUAUCUUGACUGCAUCAUUCACAAGUUAUUUUUCUUUUGACUAUAUGAAUAUUCACUAGUUAUACUGUAUGAAUAUUCAUUAUUUAUUUUUCUGUUAUUUUUCAUAAUGUUUUUUUUAAUUUUUCUUGUCUCCUGGGGCAGAUGCAGGAUUUGGUGGUAGAGGGUGCAUGAAAAUCCACACCACCUCAGGCCCACCAUUGUUGGGGCUGAGCCUCAGGCCCACCAUUGUUGGGGCUGAGCCUCAGGCCCACCAUCGUUGGGGCUGAGAUGAGAACAUUUUUAGAAUACAAACCUCAAGGUGCCUGGAAAUUGUACUCUCAUACUUUUAAAAUCUUGCUAUAUUUUUAUUCAAUGAUAAAAAUAAGAUAUCAACAAUACAAUAACAAUUAUUUUUCUUAAUACAAUUAGGGAGUGUACAAUCGAACCAUCUGCUCCACCUGUAUCCGCCCCACGUCUCUGUUUACUGUUCUAAUUGCUUUAUUUAUUUUCAUGUAGGAAUACUUUAAAUCCCUUUGUUUUCGUGUGCCCUUAAUUUUCGCGAUAAAACAACGAUCGAGAAAAUUAAGGGCACGAAAAUCGUAAAAUUCUGAAUGAAACUUUUGUCUUCAAAAGGCAGCGAAGUAUUUAAAAUUGUGAAAUUGCGAAAAUAAAGGGCUUUACAGUACAGGUAUUCAAAACUAUAUUUUGUUCAUGAAGUUAUUUUCUCUUUACUAUAAACAUUUAUAUUUUCUCUGUGUUUUCUGUAUAAAUAUUAUAUUUUUUACUUAUCAAUGUUUUAUUAUAUUUUUGAGGUUUAUAAUGAAUUAUUCAAAUUUGUUUAAAAACAUACCUUUGUAAAUAUUGAUAAGCUUUUAUCGCCAUGCUACUUAUUGAAUAUUUAAAGCUCUUCUAUUAUAUAUUUAUAGAUAUUCAUAUGCUAUUACAUUUAAUGUAUCCUAUGUUUCAUGAAUGAUGAAUUAGUCCUUGUCGGUAUUCAAACUGUAUAUUGUAAAUGUACUACUUUUUUACCAUUCAUUAAUUAGUUUUCUGGUUGGUGCAUUUCUUUGCUAGUUGUUCAUGUAAGAACAUACUUGAUAAUACCUUCAUUUAUUU